AUGGAGAAGUCCUCCGCGUCCGACAGGGAGAAGCGGCGCGAACGCGAGGCCCGUGCCUUAAAGCAGCAACAGCGUGCGACCACUUUGUCCAACUUCGUCUUUGGUCAGCCCCCACCACGAAGUAAAUCGACACGCAAGCCGGACUCAUCUUCCAAAAAAUCGUCGUCAAAACCUGUAUCCAGGCGUGCUUCUGUAGACGAUGAAGCUGCAAUGCCGUCUCCACCGCCUGAUGGUAACCCCGAAGUGACCGAUAAGGCAGCCAAGCUGAUGGGCAUCAACGCGUCCAAAUCAAAACGGGACCGUCCACGUGCUGACAAACGGAAUAAACCUGAUGAUGAGGAUGCUGUAAUUGUUGAUGCUGACCAGGCACGUCAGGCUCCGGAUGUUGUAUCAGGACCCGAUGACCUUGCCUUCGUUGAUGCACCUCCACGCGAGCGACGUUUGAAACGAGCCAACACCGCACCUCCGAAGAAGCAGGAAUCCGGUGGGUUUAUGGGGUUGUUCGGUUCGCUUAGGAAAAAUACGCGCCCCGAAAUGCCAGAUCGUCGGAAAUCCCGCUCAUACCGCGAUGAAGAUGUAAAGCAAUUUACAGAGACUGAACGGGAGGAUCCGCGCCGAGCUCGUCGAGAUGAUCGUCGUCGGCGAUCAAUCAGACCUGAGCCAGAUGCCGAUGGGUUUACCACUGAUGCUGGCGGUGCUGCUGCAGGCGGGGAAACUGAACCUGAAGAUGCUGAAGCACGUAGAGCAGCCCGUCGAUCUAAACGCUCGUCGCGCCAAGCACCAUCCGAUACCCGAGAUAUGGAGGCUGAAGAACGACGUGCUCGACGCAAAGAAAGAGAGCGAGAGCGCGAACAACGCGCUCGUGAAGAAGAGGAGCGCCGCCUCGAAGAACGGCGCAUUCGCCGCGCUGCACGAGAAGAACGACGUCUCCGAGAGGAGCAAGCAGCCCGUGAAGAACAAGCAGCCCGUGAAGAGCAAGCAGCUCGCGAAGAACAAGCAGCCCGCGAAGCCGAAGAAGCUGCCGCCGCCAAAGCCGCCGAGCGCCGUGAACGUCGGCGCCAGCGCGAAGAGGACCUCGCCAGAGCUAAACGACGCCGUUCUCGCGCUGUCGAGGAACAACCUCCACCCCUGGCUCCGGAUGAGUACGUACUUAAUGAGCAAGACGACCGUCGCCGCGGUUCCCGCACUGCCGACGACUCGAAGUCCCGCCGUCGCCGAUCCAAGGUAGUUCCAGAGCAGCCGCGUGCUCCUCUGAUGUCAGGUGGGAUCAAUCAUGGAAAUACCGGUGGGCCCAAGAAAGACAAGAUCUCAUCGUGGGUGUACUCACAAGCUGAAGAGCCGCCCGAGCCACCCCCAAUCAUGCCCACCGUGAUCGACAUCCCUCCCGCAGCCGCCGCCGCAGCCGACGCAGUUAACGCGCACUCUCUAUCCUCCGACGAAGAGGCUCGUCGUGCCGCUCGUCGCAGAGCUCGUCGCCGCGCGAAGUAUGGCGACAUGCCCGAGGACGAGAUCGAUGAUGUCCGCUCCCGUCGGCGCGAGUCUCGCCGUGAAGGCGUGAAAAGUAGCUCUGGCAGUGGUGACUACGAGCGUGAUCGUGGCAUGCGCUCUUAUGGUAGUCGACAUGGCGGUGCUGGUGCUCCCGCAAGCUCAAGUGCUAAAAAAUCUAGCUGGUUCAAGAAGCUGACUAGUUUCUAA
Molecule: messenger RNA, 1695 nt
Organism: Penicillium macrosclerotiorum
Lineage: Eukaryota; Fungi; Ascomycota; Eurotiomycetes; Eurotiales; Aspergillaceae
Exons: 2
Coding region: 1-1695 (564 amino acids)
Source: RefSeq, a predicted model, not a curated record